AUGGUGAAUACUCGGAGUAGACGGGAUACCUCUCCGGAAGGUCAUGCGGUAACCGAGUCUACUGCGGAUCAACCGCCACGAAUCACUAUUUCAAGGGUUCAUCCUAGGCAAGAUACUUGGGGCGGUGGAGUGGAGCAGGUUCCUCAAGUCGACCUUGCCACCACUAACCCCAUUAUGGAAGAAGAAACCCCAGAAUCAAGAAUGAUGGGCACUAUGAUGAACGCCAUGAACCGAGCUAUGGCACAACAACAAGAGUUCUUUAUGAAGCUGCUAGAGGAUAGAGAUGCCAACAAUCGUAAGCAUGAAGCAGUCGCCGAGAACGUAACCAUUGUGGGAUCCGAAGGUACCGGAAAUGGAAUUCCAACUCAAGAAUUAGCGACAAUUGAUGCAAGACAGGUGGGAAGAAUUUGUUCUUACAAGACAUUUUUGAGUUGCAAACCGUCGGAAUUCGAUGGGUCAGAUGAUCCCGUAGCAUGUAUGAACUGGCUUCGAGAGAUCGAACAGGCCUUCAGGGGUUGUGACUGUGAUGAAGGAGAAAAGACAAGAUUUGGCUCUCAAAUGCUAAGGGGUGCAGCCCUUACCUGGUGGAACAUUGUAAUAUCAACUUUAGAGACUACGGAGUUGGCCAAGAUGAGUUGGGUUACUUUAAAAAAAAAGGUAUUGGAAGAAUUUUGCAAUGAACAAGAGAUGGACCGCAUUGAAGAAGAAUUCCGAACCCUCAAGAAAGGGAAUUUGUCGGUGGGGGACUACACGCGACUUUUUAUGGAGAAGUUGAACUUGGUAGGGCAUGUGGCCCCAAUGGAGAAAGAAAGGAUGAAAGCCUACCUCAAGGGAUUGCCUGCGGACAUGAUGGUAAUGGUCAGGAACUCCAGAGCCUCCACCCUUAGGGAAGCAAUCGAAGAGGCAAAAGUCAUGGAGUCUGUCUUUGCUAAAGGAAGAGAAGAGAGAACGUCGGGUGGUGAGAAGAGGAGAUGGGAAGGGCAUCUUGCACCCUCCAAAAGGUCAAACCACUCCAACAGUAACAAUCGCGGGGCCUACCCGAGACAUGAGGCAAAAUGGUGUCCCAAGUGUUGCAGCAGACAUCACGGCCCGUGUAGUACCAAUCCUACCCCCACCAAAUGCUUUAAGUGUGGGAAGUCAGGCCACACACGAAACGAGUGUCCACUUAAGGGACCCAUAUGUUUUGGUUGCGGGGAACCGGGCCAUUUCAAGAGUGAUUGCCAAAAGUUGAAAACUGGGGGAAGUCAAGGAAGAAGAGAGGGCGCCCCAAAAGCAACCGGUCGAGCCUUCCAGAUGACGAGAGAAGAAGCUAAAGCGUCGACGGAUGUAGUGUCGGGUACGUUCCUUGUUAACUCUGUACCUGCUCACGUACUUUUUGAUUCCGGUGCUUCAUGUUCUUUUGUGUCUAGAACAUUCUACCAACUCUUGCAUACGCCUCCUAGUACUCUAGAAGAUGACUUGACUAUCGAACUAGCAAAUGGUAGUAGGGUUCUGGUACACGAGGUUGUUAGGGAUUGCGUGUUGGGAAUCGAGGGAGAAGAAUUUCGGGUGGACCUUAUACCCAUGACAAUCGGCAGGUUCGACAUCAUCAUUGGAAUGGACUGGCUAGCAAAGAAUCAAGCAGAGAUCUUAUGUUUUAAGAAAUUAAUUCGAAUUCCUUUGUCGAGCGGGGGCGUGGUGCUAGUUUAUGGAGAAAGGAAGAAGGGGGACGUAGUACUCCUAUCGGUGGCAAAGGCGCGCAAAUGCUUAGCUAAGGGGUAUCCCUCAUUCAUAGCAUACGUAAUGGAUGCCAAGCUAAAGAAAAAAAGGAUUGAGGAGGUGAACGUGGUCAACGAGUUUCUUGAUGUCUUCCCAGAAGAUUUACCCGGGUUACCACCAGUUAGAUAG
Cynara cardunculus var. scolymus (artichoke) is the source of this 1887-nucleotide messenger RNA. RefSeq lists its product as uncharacterized. Gene Ontology annotation, biological process: proteolysis. The transcript has a single exon. Gene Ontology annotation, molecular function: zinc ion binding; nucleic acid binding; aspartic-type endopeptidase activity. The coding region runs from base 1 to 1887 and encodes 628 amino acids. The record is from RefSeq and is a predicted model, not a curated record. NCBI's taxonomy places the organism in Eukaryota, Viridiplantae, Streptophyta, Magnoliopsida, Asterales, Asteraceae.